Messenger RNA from Seminavis robusta, 534 nucleotides. The record is from the annotation of a GenBank genome assembly. NCBI's taxonomy places the organism in Eukaryota, Bacillariophyta, Bacillariophyceae, Naviculales, Naviculaceae.
AUGGAUUCUCCCGUGGACAAACCUGAAGCACUACUCCACAAUCGAAACAACCAGGAAACAUGUAAGCAAAUGCAGACUGGUGGUUCGAUCACAACACCGAUUGACUUGAUCUCGCCUCCAAGCACCAAUGCCGUCAAGGACGGGACAACUGUCAAUGAUAUUGACACUCCUGCCUUCUAUGCUGAUCAAGCACCUAAUCAGACUACAAGUAACCUGACGGCAACCGAUUCCUUCAACGACGACGGACGAACAACUCAAAUUGCUACUAAUGAUGGGCUCUCCCCCAAACGAGAGGAUUGCUCUUUACCGGUCAUGUGUCCAACAUGCAACGUCGUUGUCAUUCCACGAAUGUUCUCCCUCAGCGAUUCCACAGCUCGAGUUCCUCGCAAAAACUAUCCUACAACAAUUCAUCAUUGUGACUUCUGCAAGCAAUCAAUUCCACUACAAGGUCCACUAGCAAUGAUACACGUUCGGAAUCACCGCUCACAAUGCUCCUAUCAAACUCCUCACCAAGUACUGAUUCAAACUCGAUAG